AGUGGGUUUUGAGGAUUAUUGGUUGGUGUACGUGAUUUAGUCUUCGGUUUGCUGGGUGCGUCGAGUCUGCUGGAUUUAAUUUGGUUGUAGUAAAGUAACUCGUCCUUUUACACCCUCCACUCACUGUGGGGUACUCUAAGGCUCCUUUUGAGAUUUAAAGUGGAAUAUUUGGGUCGUUAAUAUUCCAUUUGACAUGAAAUGGAAUAGACUUUUCAACUUUGGUAUAAGUAGUUUGCGGAGAGUAGGGCUAUUUCGCGGUUAUUCCGACAUUACCAGAGUGGUAAGUAUUAAAGUACAGUUAUAGGCUGUGACAAGCAAACUUGGGCACCGCACAAACUAGCUACGUUUGGACAAAAUUGAUCAGCUUUGGGACAGUCUCAUCAAAAAUUGUGGAUGAAGUUUGGGAUAAUACCACGAAAUAAAACUGAAAUCUGCAUAUGAUUAGGGGUUUUCCCCCAAAUUUACACAAGGCUAGGAUGUUUUUGAACAUUUAAAUGAAUACAAACGCUCACUAUUGUCUGAAAGCUGUCUCCAACUAGUUGAAAGCAGGCUUUCAGGUUGCAGUCUGAUAUUCGAUUAUCAGGUCUAUUAUUUCCUGUUGUAUAUCGCGGCAUGGCCCCUUACAGGAUCGUGUUUAUCCGCCACGGAGAGAGUGUUUACAAUGAGGAAAAUCGAUUUUGUGGUUGGCACGAUGCAGACCUUUCAGGACAAGGUAUCACUGAAGCUAAACAAGCUGGCCAACUUCUUCACCAAAAUCAUUUCACCUUUGACAUCGCCUAUACAAGUGUUCUAAAAAGAGCCAUCAAGACUUUAAACCUUGUCCUUGAUGAACUUGAUCUUAAUUGGAUACCUGUGACGAAAACAUGGCGUCUAAAUGAAAGGAUGUACGGUGCUCUUCAAGGUUUAAAUAAGUCUGAAACCGCUGCCAAACAUGGAGAAGAACAAGUUAAAAUAUGGAGACGUGCUUAUGAUAUACCUCCCCCUCCUGUUGAUACUUCAGAUCCUCGCUUCCCCGGUAAUGAGCCAAAGUAUGCCUUACUUGACUCUUCCUGCAUACCACGUACUGAGUGUUUAAAGGACACUGUUCAACGUGUACUGCCAUUUUGGUUUGAUACUAUUUCUGCAAGCAUCAAGAGACACGAACAGGUUCUGAUUGUCGCCCAUGGGAACAGUUUACGAGCGCUUAUCAAGUACUUGGAUAAUACAUCGGAUUCAGAUAUUGUGGAGCUUAAUAUACCCACUGGUAUUCCACUAGUUUAUGAACUGGAUGCGAACUUGAAGCCAACUAAACACUAUUAUCUUGCCGAUGAAGCGACAGUAGCAGCCGCUAUAGCACGUGUGGCGAACCAGGGAAAAAAGAAAUGAAGCGAAGAAUGAUCCCCAUCGAUAAUUUCUUCAUUAUUCACUCAUCCACCAAUAUUUAUACAUGUUUUGGAUCAUUUUAGUCAUCUAUAGCUUACAGUAAUGAACAGAUACUCUGAUCGUCCUUACUCAUAAUCGUAUUGUACGAGGUGAAUAUUUUCCUUUAUAGCGUUUGUUUUGCAUGUUAUAGUUAUGAUACGGCCAAUAAAAAUGAUUAAAAAUAUAUCAGGAUUUUUUGCAGUUGGGAUUAGGAGACCGCAGGAAAUGUUAUUGGAAUUCGAUGUAAAUCCACAUCACUGAAUGUACCGUAUAUUCUAGUGAGAUGACGGAGGCGAUUUUUUGUUAAGGAGUAGGAUUUAAAGUGACAUGUUUCUUGAGCUUGAUGGGUUCUUUCUGUCCGAACUAUUUACCUCAAAGAACAAAACAUUAAUCGUUUUAUCCUGUAAUAAAUCACACUCACCC
Molecule: messenger RNA, 1824 nt
Organism: Schistosoma margrebowiei
Lineage: Eukaryota; Metazoa; Platyhelminthes; Trematoda; Strigeidida; Schistosomatidae
Source: the annotation of a GenBank genome assembly